GGGCCGGCUAUCUCCACGUCGGCGCCGUCCCCCCGUGACCCAGGCGGCCGCGGGACGUGUCCGCUCUAUAUAUAGCAUCGGAGAGAGGUCUCCGUCGGGCGAGCUGAGCUGAGAAGCCGGCGCCGAGGGGUACGAUGCCAACGACGCCGCUACAGAACGGCGAGCGGGCGGAGGCGGUGGCGCAGCAGGGGAAGGCGGCGAGCCGGCUGGGCGCGCUGCUGCUGCUGCUCCGGCUGGCGGCACUGUGCUUCUCCGUGGCCGCGGCCGCGUUCGCGGCCACCGACGGCACCGCGCUCCGGCGCGCGCCGUUCCGGUUCCUGCUGGCAGCUGACGCCAUCGUGGCGGUGUACUCGGCGUUCGAGGCCGGCGCCGCGGCGUGGGAGGUGGUGCGGGGCAGCACGCUGCUCCCGGAGGCCUUGCAGCUCUGGUUCGACUUCGGCCACGACCAGGGCUUUGGCUAUAUGGCGUUGGCGGCAGCGGCCGCCGCGGCGCGGGACGCGGGGGCGUGCGGCGGAGGAGGGGACUGGAGAAGCGGCGGCGGCGCGUCGUGCGUGCAGGCCCACGUCGCCGUGGGCCUCGGCUUCGCGGGGUUCGCGUCCCUCGCUCUGGCCGCGCUCGUCACCGGUUUCCGGCUCGCCUGCUUCCUCGCCACCGGGUCCCGGUUCGUGCCGCCACCCUCCUCGACGAUGUAUUGACCGACAUUUUGGCAACGGGAUAGGUCGCACCUGUGUAUGCACGUACGUGCUUAUGGAUUAUGAUCCGAGAGGACAAGAGAGUUGCCUCGCCAGGCGUGCAUGUAACAUCUUUAUUGCUAGCAGUAGGUAGUGUAGUACUGGUAAAUCUGAGCGCUUGUAAGAUCGAUGUAUGUGCGUGUGCACGGACGUGAUGUUCUCCAGUAAGAUGGGAGCUAGGAUAAGAAUGUGUGUGAUAGCUAUGUGGAUCGAUCGUGUACGAAAGCUGCUCGAAGGA
This is a messenger RNA of Phragmites australis (common reed), 969 nucleotides long. RefSeq names its product CASP-like protein 4C1. The coding region runs from base 135 to 695 and encodes 186 amino acids. The record is from RefSeq and is a predicted model, not a curated record. Lineage: Eukaryota; Viridiplantae; Streptophyta; Magnoliopsida; Poales; Poaceae. The transcript has 2 exons.